Messenger RNA from Raphanus sativus (radish), 1413 nucleotides. RefSeq names its product probable sugar phosphate/phosphate translocator At5g25400. Gene Ontology annotation, cellular component: Golgi apparatus; endosome; trans-Golgi network. The coding region runs from base 151 to 1212 and encodes 353 amino acids. Lineage: Eukaryota; Viridiplantae; Streptophyta; Magnoliopsida; Brassicales; Brassicaceae. The transcript has a single exon. The record is from RefSeq and is a predicted model, not a curated record. Gene Ontology annotation, molecular function: antiporter activity.
AAGAGCACAACUCAAUCACUUGUGUCCGAAAAUCCCGAAAACUGUUUUUAUUACGGAUCUCAACCAAACAAACACACAAAAAGGGUAACAAAACAAAUCUCUCUCCCUCCCUCUCUCCCUCCGCAGCCAAGCCACCACCGGUCGUCUUAAAUGGGGAAAGGAGGGACGCUAAGCGAGAGCGUGAUAAAAAAGAUCGUCCUCUCCUACAGCUACGUGGCGAUAUGGAUCUUCCUCAGCUUCACAGUGAUCGUCUACAACAAGUACAUCCUCGACAAGAAGAUGUACAACUGGCCUUACCCCAUCUCCCUCACCAUGAUCCACAUGUCCUUCUGCUCAGCCCUCGCCUUCCUCCUCAUCAAAGUCUUCAAACUCGUCGAGCCAGUCUCCAUGUCACGCGACACCUACCUCAGAUCCGUCGUCCCCAUCGGAGCCCUCUACUCCCUCUCCCUCUGGCUCUCCAACUCCGCCUACAUCUACCUCUCCGUCUCCUUCAUCCAGAUGCUCAAAGCCCUCAUGCCCGUCGCCGUCUACUCCAUCGGCGUCCUCCUCAAGAAAGAAGGUUUCAAGUCAGACACCAUGACCAACAUGCUCUCCAUCUCCUUCGGCGUCGCGAUCGCCGCCUACGGGGAAGCUAGGUUCGACGUCUUCGGCGUGAUCCUCCAGCUCGGCGCGGUUGCCUUCGAGGCGACGCGUCUGGUGUUGAUUCAGAUCUUGCUUACCUCCAAAGGCAUCACGCUUAACCCUAUCACGUCUCUUUACUACGUUGCUCCUUGCUGCUUGGCGUUCUUGUUUGUCCCCUGGAUCUACGUUGAGUUCCCUGUGCUUAGAGACACGUCUAGCUUCCACUUCGAUUACGCUAUCUUCGGGAGUAAUUCGUUGUGUGCGUUCGCGUUGAACCUCGCUGUGUUUCUUCUUGUGGGGAAGACCUCUGCUUUGACGAUGAAUGUUGCUGGUGUGGUUAAAGAUUGGCUGUUGAUUGCUUUCUCGUGGUCUGUGAUUAAGGAUACCGUGACUCCUAUUAAUCUUUUUGGGUAUGGGAUUGCGUUCUUGGGAGUUGCGUAUUACAAUCAUGCCAAGUUGCAGGCUUUGAAGGCUAAUGAGGCUCAGAAGAAGGUUCAGCAAGCUGAUGAGGAGAGUGGGAGGUUGUUGGAAGAGAAGGGUGGUGGUGGUGGUGAUGGUGGUGAAGGCAAGAAGAAUGAGUCUGAGAACUGAGUGGAAGAGAGACACAUAAAGUUGGUUGAAGAGUAAUAAGAGCAUGGAAGAGAAGUGUGAUGUUGCUUUUGUCUUAUUGCUUUCCUCUUGUUUUUUUUUUCAAGCUAUUUAUUAGUUACAAUGGUGUUACCAAGACCUCUGUUUAUGAAUUUUCCUCUCUUAUUUAACCAUACUGGAAUCAGUGAAAAGUUUCAGUAUGCA